AUGCUGCUGAACUAAUUGUUAAGUUAAGUUGAUUACUAGUGUGACCAUGAUUUAGGAACCUUAUUUCUUUUUUAGAACUUUAAUACUUAACAAUGGAUACUUUUGGCUUGCUAAUCGUUAUCCUUUUAUCCUUGGGUUUUAGUCAAGCCCAAUUGGCCGAUCAUUACAAUUUCACAGUUCACAAGCGAUUUGCUAGAUCAGUGGUGAAUAUGGAUGAGCUGCUGCAAUUGAACGAAGAACUGGCCCUUAACUUGGAAAAGUAUGCGUCUGAUUUGGCCGAGAAAGCUCAUACCAUUAACAAGGGUAUUAACCAGAUGAUGAAUAGGCACUUGCAUUUGGACCAAGGAAGAUCAGAAAAAUUUUGGUCUAGCCCUUUAAAUAGUUACGCCCUCAUUCGUCAUAUGCAGUCAGACUGGAGUUUCUGGAGCAUCUACAUGGAAAAGCCAGUGGGUUUGGACAAAAUUACUUAUCUAGAGUCCAUGAAACCCUCUUUGCCUCAGAAAUGGGACUUUGAGGAUGCAGCUAAGGGCAUUCGAAGGAUGCAAGAAGUAUACGGGAUGUCAACAAAGGACAUGGCAAAGGGUUUGCUAAAUGGAGUGCAAUAUAAUUCCUCCUUAACAGCUCGCGAAUGUCUGGAAUUGGGUCUAUAUCUAAUGAAUGACUUCCGAUGGUUGGAAUCUGAGGAGUGGAUUUAUGCAGGUCUUGCAGCUCUAGAUCGGGCAGAUACUAAAUCGGAGAUGCAUUUGUUUGGAGCACCAAAAAAAUCUUUGUUAUACAGGACUCUGGCGAAAAAUAAACUAAGGCAGAAUAAACUUCAAGAAGGCUUGUCAGCCUAUCAAGCUGCCUUAGGAGAGAGUCCUCACGAUGCGGAAUUGUUUAAAGAGUUUCAGUUCGCUGAAACAAUGGUUCUAACUAAACCAGGAAUACAUCUAAACUUUUCCAAACUAGAAGAGUCAAUCAAACAGGAUAACUUGUUGUACACCCGCUGCUGUAAUGGUCAUUGUCCGGUGGACAGAAAACUUCGGCUAUACUGUGUUUAUAAUACCACUUCCUCUCCUUUCUAUCGCCUUGCUCCUUUGAAAGUGGAGAUCCUUUCAAAAGACCCCCAUAUAGUUAUUUUUCACGACAUUGUCUCCUUCGAGGAACGUAAGCGUAUUCGAAAGGGAAGCAAAAAUUACCUAAUAGCGUCCAGCACCUUUAAUAUGACCUCGGGUACAUAUCAGAUUGAAACUACGCGCACUUCAAAGUCGGUUUGGAUCCAAUCGAAUUCAAACAACCUGAGCCAGAAGCUAACCAAUGUGAUGGAGGAGGCAACUGGUCUGGAUAUGAACUAUUCGGAGAUGUUCCAGGUGAUAAACUAUGGCGUUGGCGGGGUCUUUGAGGUCCAUUUUGACACGCUACUAAGGGAUGAGGAUCGCUUUAAUGGAACCGAAGACAGGAUAGCCACCCUGCUUUAUUAUCUGAGUGAUGUCCCCCAAGGCGGUGCCACCGUGUUUCCAGGUCUCAACCUUACUGUAUUCCCUCAGCCAGGAUCUGUUCUCUUCUGGUACAAUCUGGACAACAAGGGCAAUGAGGAUCUAAUGACGCAUCACGUCGGCUGUCCUGUCAUCGUGGGUUCGAAAUGGGUUAUGAGCAAGUGGAUAAAUGAUCUAGGACAGGAGUUUAGAAGGCCUUGUGUUGAACUGUGAUUUAUUUAUGUAAUUUAUGAACUUCUGUAAACUUAGUGGCUUAGCACAAUUAAUGGUUUGAGGAAGAUAAUCUCUGCCUUGAAGGGGGCAAACAAUAAAAAAGGAUAUUCUUUCUUGCGUUGAUAAAAACAAUAAAGU
Molecule: messenger RNA, 1826 nt
Organism: Drosophila gunungcola (fruit fly)
Lineage: Eukaryota; Metazoa; Arthropoda; Insecta; Diptera; Drosophilidae
Product: prolyl 4-hydroxylase subunit alpha-1-like
Exons: 8
Coding region: 93-1688 (531 amino acids)
Biological process (GO): peptidyl-proline hydroxylation to 4-hydroxy-L-proline
Cellular component (GO): endoplasmic reticulum
Molecular function (GO): protein binding; L-ascorbic acid binding; procollagen-proline 4-dioxygenase activity
Source: RefSeq, a predicted model, not a curated record